UUCAUCAUCUGACCGUCCAUCAACCGUUGUUACUGUAGCAUCAUGGCACGUACCAAGCAAACCGCUCGUAAAUCAACUGGCGGUAAGGCGCCGAGGAAACAACUGGCCACCAAAGCAGCUAGGAAAAGCGCACCGGCUACCGGCGGAGUGAAAAAACCUCAUCGUUAUCGUCCGGGUACUGUGGCACUCCGUGAAAUCCGCCGUUACCAAAAGAGUACAGAACUAUUGAUCCGCAAACUGCCUUUCCAACGAUUGGUCCGUGAGAUCGCCCAGGAUUUCAAAACCGAUUUACGGUUCCAGAGUUCCGCCGUAAUGGCGUUGCAGGAGGCUAGCGAAGCGUAUUUGGUGGGUCUUUUCGAAGACACGAACUUAUGCGCUAUUCACGCCAAACGUGUUACAAUCAUGCCGAAAGAUAUUCAAUUGGCGCGUCGUAUUCGUGGAGAGCGUGCCUAAAUUAUAUUUCUUCAACUGGUUGAUUUAUAACGAAUUAUAAAAGAGCCCUUUUCAGGGCUACCAAUUUAUUAUUAUAAUACUUUUAUUUUAAUUAUGCAUGCACCUCACGAGUGUGGAUUAUUUUGGAAAUAUGUAAACAUAAUCCCAACAUUCAAAACGUC
Cinara cedri is the source of this 614-nucleotide messenger RNA. The record is from the annotation of a GenBank genome assembly. NCBI's taxonomy places the organism in Eukaryota, Metazoa, Arthropoda, Insecta, Hemiptera, Aphididae.